Molecule: messenger RNA, 312 nt
Organism: Emiliania huxleyi CCMP1516
Lineage: Eukaryota; Haptophyta; Isochrysidales; Noelaerhabdaceae
Exons: 2
Coding region: 1-312 (103 amino acids)
Source: RefSeq, a predicted model, not a curated record
AUGUACCAGGUGCCGCGCCUCGAGCUGCUCUGCGCGCAGGCGCUGCAGGAGAGCGUCGCGCCGGCGACCGCCGUGCCGCUGCUCGAGGCGGCGCACACGAUGGGCGACGGGCGGCUCCUCGCGCAGUGCCGCCGCUACGUGGCCGACCACGCCGCCGAGGUGCGGGCGAGCGGCGGCGUGGAGCAGCUGCGCGACCUGGGCGUGGCCAAGGGGCUGCUCGGCGACGCGCUCGACCAGUGCCGCGACUUGUGGUCCGUCGUCGCCAAGCUGCAGAACAUGUGCGAACCAGUGCUUAUGACGCUCAAGGAGUAG